This is a messenger RNA of Scomber japonicus (chub mackerel), 1284 nucleotides long. It is a transcript of the gene kcnj1b, whose product is annotated as potassium inwardly rectifying channel subfamily J member 1b. The transcript is spliced from 2 exons. Gene Ontology annotation, biological process: potassium ion import across plasma membrane; regulation of monoatomic ion transmembrane transport. Gene Ontology annotation, molecular function: ATP-activated inward rectifier potassium channel activity. Gene Ontology annotation, cellular component: plasma membrane. NCBI's taxonomy places the organism in Eukaryota, Metazoa, Chordata, Actinopteri, Scombriformes, Scombridae. Bases 118 to 1284 code for a protein of 388 amino acids. The record is from RefSeq and is a predicted model, not a curated record.
GUGGCUGGGAUUAGGAAAUUUCACUGUGGAUUAAAAUCUUUCCAACGCCUCCAUGGCCACUUGCUGAAAGAAAGGAGUCUGAAGUUCCAGCAGAGAUCCAGUGAGCACUCUGGGCCCAUGGUCUCACUAAGCAGCUCCAGGAUGUUCCAGGUGCUCCAGGGUCACAUCCAGCCAGCUGGGCACCGAAACCGCAAAACCCGCCUGGUCACCAAAGACGGGCGUUGCAACAUCGAAUUCGGCAAUAUAGAGUCCAGUAACCACUAUGCGUACCUGAUGGACUUCUGGACCACCUUUGUGGAGAUCCGCUGGCGGUUUGUUUUCCUGUUGUUUGUGGCUUCGUUCACAGGCAGCUGGUUCAUCUUCAGCCUGCUGUGGUACUGGAUCGCAAAGAGCAACGGGGAUCUGACCGGUCAGAACCGCACAGCUGGACACAUCCAGUGUAUAGACAAUGUUAACGGCCUCACGACGGCGUUCCUCUACUCCUUGGAGACCCAGACCACUAUCGGGUACGGUGGGAGGGCGUUGACCGGGCACUGUGCUGGCGCUAUAGCUCUAAUUAUCGUCCAGUCUCUCAUUGGCACCUUCAUCAACUGCUUCAUGUGUGGGGUCAUCUUGGCCAAGAUCUCGUUACCCAAAAGAAGGGCAAAGACUGUCACCUUUAGCGACAUGGCGGUCAUCUGCUUGAAGAAAGGCAGUCUGUGUCUGCUCAUCAGAGUGGCCAACCUUCGAAAGACGUUAUUAAUUGGCAGCCAGAUCUACGGCAAGCUGCUCCGGACAACAACCACACCAGAUGGAGACACCAUCAUUCUGGACCAGAUACACAUUGACUUCCUAGUUGACGCUGGCAAGGAUAACUUAUUUUUUGUUUGCCCCCUGACCCUUUACCACGUGAUUAAUAGAUCGAGCCCAUUCUACGAGCUGUCAGCUGACACUCUUUCACUACAGGACUUUGAGUUGGUGGUCUUUUUGGACGGGACAGCCGAGUCCACCAGCUCCUGCUGUCAGGUCCGAACCUCGUAUGUCCCACAGGAGAUUCACUGGGGAUACAGCUUCCUGCCCAUCAUCUCCCGCACCAAGAUGGGAAAGUAUCGCGUGGAUUUCUCAAACUUUUCCAAGAGGGUCCGUGUCACAACGCCACACUGCGCCCACUGCUUCGAGACAGACGUGGACGAGAGAAACCAUAACUGUCAAGAAAAUCACAUUAACCAGCAGAAACUGGGGAUCGAUAACUUGGGGUUUCAGGUGAUUGACAUUAAUGACUCUAUGGACAUCACUAGAAUGUGA